Messenger RNA from Penicillium cataractarum, 2196 nucleotides. RefSeq lists its product as uncharacterized. The coding region runs from base 1 to 2196 and encodes 731 amino acids. The transcript has 3 exons. Lineage: Eukaryota; Fungi; Ascomycota; Eurotiomycetes; Eurotiales; Aspergillaceae. The record is from RefSeq and is a predicted model, not a curated record. Gene Ontology annotation, molecular function: carboxypeptidase activity.
AUGGGUCGACCAGAUGAACACGGACAUCAUGAAGGAAGGAAGUCACCCAGACGGUGGCUGGCCACCGGUAUGAAGGCGUUCCUCAGUGUGGCUACCGUUUUUAUGAUUUACCGACAAUGGUCGAAUCCCAUUUCGAAGCUUGAAUUUUCCUACGCAGAGCUACAGGACCUGCUGCUCAACGUUCCCUGUCCUCACAAGGCAAGAGAAUGGAGCAGCUAUUACACCUGGGGCUCCCACUUUCCAGGAGAGGGAUUUGACCAAGCUCGGUGGACGAAAACGAGAUGGUCGGAAUUUGGACUGCAAGAUAUCGAGAUCACCCAGCAUUCCGUCUACUUGCCUCGACUCAAGGAUCAACGUGUUGCGUUGCUUAAUCUCAAUCAGACCCACAACCAAGUCGUUCAUGAAGUCAGCCUUAUGGAAGAUACUGCUCCCCCUAGCAGCGCCGAACGGCCAUUUAUUCCAGCCUUUUUUGCCUGGUCGCCGAAGGGCAAUGUGACAGCUGAAUAUGUCUACGCCAAUUUCGGGCUCGAUCAGGACUAUGAAGAACUUUUGCAAAGAGGAAUCAGCGUAAAGGGCAAAAUUGUCAUCAUCAAGUUGACCUUUAAUUCACCGCUUCUCGAACGACUGAAUGCAACGGCAAGUCGCUUCAACCAAAUUCUCAGCGCGACCAAAGCUGGUGCGAUCGGCGUUCUUGCAUACACAGAUACGCAAGGAGAUGAGCCGUAUACGGAAGCAAAUGGAUAUUUGCCGUUGCCAGAUGGCCCGGCACGUCCUCCUUCUAUGAUCCAAAGAGGGACUAUUGGACUCAUCGAAUCCUCUCCGAAUGACGCCGAUUUCAGAGCUCAUCUCCCCCAAAUCCCAGCUGUUCCUAUCUCUUACGCGGACGCAGCUCAGCUUCUGCAAGCGCUGAACAAUCGAGGACCCAAUGCCUCUGAGCUCAGCGAGAGAUGGUGGGGAGGAGGACUUGGGUACCGAGGUGUUCAAUAUAAUGUCGGACCCUCCGCACCCGGUAUGGUCAUCAACUUGCACUGCGACUCUGAGAUCGAAGUCGGCCAAGUUCACAAUGUGCUUGGCACAGUCGAGGGUAGCAUCAAGGACGAGAUCAUUCUGCUCGGAAAUCACCGAGAUACUUGGGGGCCCGGAGCUGGUGACAGCCACAGUGGCUCUAGUGCCCUCAACGAAGUGGUCCGCGCGCUUGGUACCGCUCUCCAACAAGGCUGGAAGCCACUUCGUACCAUUGUCAUUGCUAGCUGGGAAGGGGAGGAGGUUGGUCGCGUUGGAUCACGGUCCUGGUUUCAGGACAACAUGCAGAAAGCAAACACUACUAUUGCUGCGUACUUGAAUGUGGUGGAAGCUGCUGCCGGACAGAACUUCCAUGUUCAGGCCAGUCCACUACUGUCUCGAGCUAUUCUGGCCGCCUCAGAUCGCGUCUUGUCACCAAAUCAAACUAUGUCAGGGCAGACGGUGCUCGAUGUCUGGGGCGGUGAUGUUCGAUUCGGUACUGCAGGCGAUUCAAUUCUGUUCCAGGGCUGCGCCUGCUUGCCGAGCAGUGACUUUGGGUUCUUAGCCGGUCCUGGGGAUCCUGUGUUUCCCUACCACUCUCUUUAUGACACAUUGGAGUACAUGGACAAGUUUGGCGAUCCCACCUGGGAGUAUCACACAGCAACCGCGAAGAUGUGGGGGUCAUUGGCGGCUCACCUUUCUGAGACACCCGUUCUGGCGUUCAAUGUUACUGAUUAUGCCAUCGCCAUGAAAAAGGCUGCGAACUAUCUGGAGAGCCUACUCUCUGGCCACGACACCCCAACUCUGAAUUCACUUCAGGAGGCAAUUGACACCCUCUUCGAAGCUGCUAUCGUGCACGAUUCCAAGGGCGCCUCCCUGCUCGCAGAGACGCUCGCUAGGCCCACUCCACCCAAGCUACAGACAGAGCUUCAGACUGUUAACAGAAAGUAUAUGGCGUUUGAACGAGUGUUUUGUCGCGAUAUCGAUAGACUGACUCGGGACUCAAAUCAUUUAUUUGUGCCGUCGACACCAUACUAUGUACACAAGAGCGGAUUCCCUACCCUGGAGAAAGCAAUCCAGGAGAUGAACUCCUCCUUUAUUCAAAUCGAGCGAGAUCUGCUUGUCGAGCGUAUCGGCCGAGCCACAGAACUUUUGAGAGAAGACGGCGGCGGGAUAGACCGUGUCCAGUCAUGA